UCAGCUGAUAGGAGCGUGACUACAACUCUGCUCAAACAAUACUUUAGUGCAUUUCAUCUGUUACAGGCACCAUGGCUUCUAGUGGACCAGAACCAAGCCUGCGCUAUAACAACAAAGUUGUCAUUGUCACUGGAGGUACAAAAGGCAUCGGAGAGGCAACUGUCAGGGUGUUUGUGAACAAUGGAGCUUCUGUUGUGUUCUGUUCAAAAGAGGAGAUGGCCACUGACCUUGAAGCCGAACUGAAAUCCUCAGAGAGAGGAACUGCUAUCUAUGUCUCCUGUGACGUAACAAGAGAGGAAGAGAUCAAGAGGCUGAUUGACGUGACUGUGAAAACCUACGGAAAAAUAGACUGUCUGAUCAACAACGCUGGGUGGCAUCCUCCAGAACAAAUCAUAGACGACACAAGUGCCCAGGAGUUCCAGGACCUUUUAAAACUGAAUCUCAUUGGCUACUUUCUGACUGCAAAGUAUGCUUUACCUCAUCUCCGGAAAACUCAAGGGAACAUUAUCAACGUAUCAAGUCUUGUUGGAAUUAUUGGUCAAAAACAUGCAAUACCUUAUGUGGCCACAAAGGGAGCAGUGACUGCAAUGACCAAGGCAAUGGCUGUGGAUGAAAGCCAGUACAAUGUGCGAGUAAACAGCAUAUCUCCUGGAAACAUAUGGACACCGCUGUGGGAGGAGCUAUCCGGUCAUUCUACUGACCCAGAUGCCAUGAUCCUGGGAGGGAAGGAUGCACAGCUCCUGGGUCGAAUGGGGACAGCUGAGGAGUGUGCCAAGGCUGCGCUGUUCCUGGCAGCUGAAGGUACAUUCUGCACAGGUAUAGACAUUCUCCUAACAGGAGGCGCUGAGCUGAAUUAUGCCAAUAAGAAUCAGCAGAAGACACGAAGCAGCAUUUACCACUGACUGAUCAGAGACUGCAAUGUAGAUUGGAACUCGCUGGAUAAAGCUUCUUGUAAAUCAUCCAUAUAAGUUCCCUACGAGAUGUGCUGGAGAUGUGUGUCCAUGUGAUGUUGGAGCAAUACUUGCAAUAUGUUUGUUAGAGGAAAAUGAAUGCAAUCUCCCCAAAAUGUCGAUUAUGAUACUAGGUCCUGUGACCCUCCAGCUGUGAAACUAUAACUCUCAGCAUGCUAGGAUACAAUGACGAUAGCCAAAGGAGGCUCCAGAUAAGCUGACUGUUUGCCGUGAUCCUAGUGGGUGAUGUGCACACAAAGUCUACUGAGACAUAUUUUUUUGGGCAAUGGGAAAAUGAUUACAAUGUAAACCAUGAGUAGGGUGUCCAGACAUAUGUCAGCUACUACCUGUAGCAUCACCAUUGAAAAGCUGAGAUUACUCCAGAAUAUAGAAGACUGUAUGUAUGUUGGGCACCUGCCAAGGUGCAUUUACUUUUCAAAAUAUAACAUGAGCAUGCCACACCCCUU
Bufo gargarizans (Asiatic toad) is the source of this 1417-nucleotide messenger RNA. It is a transcript of the gene HSD17B14, whose product is annotated as hydroxysteroid 17-beta dehydrogenase 14. Bases 72 to 902 code for a protein of 276 amino acids. Gene Ontology annotation, cellular component: cytosol. Gene Ontology annotation, biological process: steroid catabolic process. Gene Ontology annotation, molecular function: estradiol 17-beta-dehydrogenase [NAD(P)+] activity. The transcript has 9 exons. The record is from RefSeq and is a predicted model, not a curated record. Lineage: Eukaryota; Metazoa; Chordata; Amphibia; Anura; Bufonidae.